CUGUUGUUCUGUGAGUGUGAUGCUGGUCAGACAGACCCAGGCGCAGACCUCCAAACCUUGCGCAUCUCCUCUCAGACCCUGAGUACCCUGGAGAGCCUAGCCAUCUCCCCCCAGAAACUCUCACUGCAGCCACCGCGCACCUCCCGCAGUGACAUGUACCCUGAGGAGACCCGUGGAGGUGGAGGGGCAGCCGCCAUCGACUACCUGGAGGGAGUGUAUGACUACACUGCCCCUGCCCCAGGCCCGGCCCCCUUCUACAGCUCCUCCACCGCCCAUGGACCCACCUCGGACGGCAGCCUGCAGUCCCUGGGCAGCAGCCCCACCAGCCCCCUUGUGUUUGUGCCCUCCACUCCCCAGCUCAGCACCUUCCUCCACCCCCCCAGCCACACCAGCCUCUCCAGCCAGUCCUUCUACCUGGAGACCUCCCCCACACCCGUAUACAGGUGAGUGAUAUAACUGUCUUUGACCCUUAUGGGGGGCAAGAGUUCAAUAUCUGCCUAAAUGUGUGUGGCUCUGAUAUCUUUACUGUAUGUAGGUGAUGUGUGGGAGAGAGUGAGAUCAGUGACCCCAUUCCACUCCAUUUGAUCUGAAUGUUCGUUAGUUAGUGUUAACUCUUGUGAUGUUAGUUUGCUCAGUGUUAUUUGGACAGUGUGUCACUGACUAUUUAGCAUCGUUCAACAGCUGCUGUGUCCCUGUGAGUUUUUUUCACCAGACCACUGAUUAUGUAAUUGUCACAGAGCAUUUCAAUAAAGACAUGUCAUUUUCUGUCCCAUAUGAUAUGGUUGCUUGGAGAGAAAUAUAAUGAUAGCCUACAUUGAGUGACAUAGAUUGAGUUUAGUUUUUGGCUUUUUCUUAUUGUUCGCUUCAUUUAUUUGACUGUCCUUAUUACACAUUAACAGUAACAUGUAUUUCAGUCUUCCUGUGAUCACAUUUUGUUAUUUGGCUCAGUGUACUUUUGUUUCUCUAGCAUCCUCUUUUUAGUAGUCGGACCAACAAAGAAUGACAGUCAGACAAAAUAAAUACUGUAAAACUAAACAUAUACUCAGGACUUAGUUUCAUAACACCUUUUCAACAAAGUUUAGUCCUCAAAGUGGGGUAUUAUGCUCAUUAUAUCAUUAUAUGUGACAGUACUGUACUGUACUAGGUUAUCUUCAGUAAAUGUAAAACAUUCAUUAUCAGAAGGGAAAUAUUUAGGCUGUUGAGACCGUUUAUAAAGCCUUAGCCACGGAGCUCUAAUUCCUCAGAUGAACGACUUUGCUGGAGACCUUCAGAAAAGAACAAUAUGUAAGAACAACAAAGGUACUCACGUACAGUUCAUUUCCUGAAUGAGGUGGAGACAGAUCUAGUUCCUGGGGGGAUAGUAGAUUAAUCCAAGCUGCUGCUGUUAGCUAUAAUUGGCUUGAGGGUGAGGGGCUCAAUGGUGUUGUCAACCUCAACAAGACGGAGCUGCUAUUCCUCCUGGGGAAGGCCUGCCCGCUCCAAGACUAGGGCUGUGGUGGUCACGAAAUUUCAUCAGCCAGUGAUUGUCAAGCAAAUAACUGUCGGUCUCACGGUAAUUCACCUGCAAUUAACAUUUAGCAUCUCCUGGCUUCCACACAUAGACUUCAAGCCAUUUAAAAAAGUAUAAUAAAUCCAUGUAAUAUAGCCUACACAUUCACAAUAAAUCCAUUAUUUAUUUUAGACAGGUCUAAAGAAGCAUGAUAUGAAGAAAAUGUAGUCUAUUUCAGAAGAAAAGAAUAGCAUACUCUGAGUUGUCCUUAUUUUAGGUCCUGAUAUGGCUAUGCCAAAUGGCUGUGGGCUACACUAGUUCAUUUAGCAGACAAGAUUUGCUUAUAAUUCUGUGGCAUUAUUUUAUAUUAUUUUAUACAAUUAUCAUUCCCCAAAAUUGAAACUCACGCGCUGCUUAUAUAUGCCAGUUAGACUCUACACCCCUUGUAAAGCGGAUUAAUGUGCUUAAUUUUAAGAAGUUAUUUGGCCACUUUAGUUUUGAUACAAACCUUAUUUAAAAAUGUAGGCCUAUGAGCUAGGCUACAUGAGGUGUGUGACUAUGAUUCGAACAAGUCACAAAAAAAGGCAUUGUUUCUUAUGGUGAGCAUCAUUCACAAGUGAUAAUAUGUCAUUCACAAAUGAUAGGCUAAUAUUGUCACCCAUCAGACUAUUCUUGAUUUAGUCUUGUCUUAACAUAUACUAAAUAAAAUAUGUGUGAAAUUUGUUUUGAUUUAGAAUGCACCAUUUUCACGCACCUGUAUCGAAACAGGCAGUGGGAAAAAAUACAUGUCAUAGUGAUGAGUGUGAUUAGAAGGAGUCAGGCGCAGGAGGGUAAAUCACAGAAUACAGAGUUUAUUCCGUUGUACUACAGCAGCGCGCCGACCCCGGCCCCCGCACCUCAGACUCCUGGAGCAGACCAGCCACUACCGGCCUGAGGAGAGACACAUGAAACAAGGGGUUAAUACGGUAAAUCAGGGGGAAGAAAUAACCUAUAGGUGACCUCGUUGAUUCUCCUCAGGACUUUGAACGGCCCCACAAACCGUAGGCUCAGCUUUCGGCAGGGCAGGCAGAGGGGCAGAUUCCGGGACGAGAGCCAAAUCCGCUCCCCCGGUAUGAAGACCAGGGCCUCACUGCGGUGGUGGUCAGCGUUGGCCUUCUGACGAUGCACGGCGCGUUGGAGGUGAACGUGGGCAGCAUCCCACGUCUCCUCCACGCACCGAAACCAGUCAUCCACCGCACGAGCCUCGGUCUGGCUCUGGUGCCACGGUGCCAGAACCGGUUGGUAACCUAAAACACAUUGGAAUCGCGUUAGGUUAGUAGAGGAGUGGCGGAGAGAGUUCUGGGCAUAUUCUGCCCAUGGCAAGAACACCGACCACUACCCCGGCCUGUCCUGGCAGUAGGACCGCAGGAACCUACCCACAUCCUGAUUUACCCGUUCCACCUGCCCAUUAGACUCGGGGUGGGACCCAGAGGUCAGGCUGACCGAGACCCCCAGACGUUCCAUAAAUGCCUUCUAGACCUUGGAUGUGAACUGGGGACCUCGGUCAGACACUAUAUCAGUUUGCAGAGCUGUGGAGAGACCGGGCAGAGGAAGGAGGUGGCAGGCCUUGGAAAAGCGGUCCACAACGACCAGGAUGGUGGUGUUAUCUUGGGAGAGGGGAAGAUCAGUCAGGAAAUCAACACUUAGGUGAGACCAUGGUCGUUCUGGAACUGAUAAAGGUUGUAACUUACCCACUGGGAGGUGCCUAGGUGCCUUACUCUGGGCGCACACCGAGCAGGAGGAGACAUACACCCUCACAUCCUUAGCCAAGGUAGGCCACCAGUACUUUUGGGUCAGGCAGCGCACUGUACGACCGAUACCUUGGUGACCAGAGGAAGGGUGACGAAUGUGCCCAGUAGAUCAGCCGAUCAUGGACAAGAGCAGGCACGUACCGCAGCCCAGCUGGACACUGAAGUGGAGAUGGAUCUGUGCGUAAUGCCUGCUCUAUAUCCGUGUCCAUUGGCCAUACUACCGGCGCAACAAUGCAGGAGGCCGGGAGUAUGGGGGUGUUGUCUCUGGGCCUCUCCUCUGUGUCAUACAGCCAUGACAAUGCGUCUGCCUUCACGUUCUUCGUACCUGGGAUGUAUGACAGUGUAAAAUCGAACCAGGUGAAGAAUAGGUUCCACCUGGCCUGGCGAGGAUUCAACCUCCUCGCUGCCCGGAUGUACUCCAGGUUACGGUGGUCCGUCCAGACGAGGAAAGGGUGUUUCGCCCCUUCGAGCCAAUGCCUCCACACGGUCAAGGCUCGGACAACAGCCAACAGCUCCCGAUCACCAACGUCGUAGUUCUGCUCCGCCGGGCUGAGCUUCUUAGAGAAGAAGGCACAGGGGCAGAGCUUGGGUGGCGUGCCCGAGCGUUGAGACAGGACAGCACCUAUCCCUACCUCGGACGCAUCCACCUCCACUACGAACGGUAGUGAUGGAUCGGGGUGGGCCAGUACUGGGGCUGAGGUGAACAGACCCCGCAGUUUGCUGAAGGCCAGGUCAGCCUCAGCAGACCAGCGGAACCGGUACGGCCCACCCUUCAACAGGGAUGUAAUCGGAGCUGCGACCUUGCCAAGGCCCCAGAUAAACCUCCGGUAGUAUUUGGCAAAGCCAAGGAAGCGCUGCACCUCCUUAACCGUGGUUGGAGUCUGCCAAUUACCACGGCUGAAAUGCGAUCUCCCUCCAUCUCUACACCUGAGGUGGUAAUGCGGUAUCUGAGGAAGGAGACGGACUGCUGGAAAAACAUACACUUCUCUGCCUUGGCAUGAAGGUCAUUUUCCAACAGUCGGGCCAGCACUUUGCGAACCAGGGACACAUGCUCGGCACGCGUAGUGGAAUACACCAGAAUGUCAUCGAUGUAGACCACUACACGGCGACCAAGCAUGUCCCGAAACACCUCGUUCACAAAGGACUGGAAGACGGAUGGAGCAUUCAUCAAACGGUAGGGCAUCACCAGGUAUUCAUAAUGCCCCAUGGUUGUGCUGAAUGCUUUCUUCCACUAAUCCCCCUCUCGGAUAUGCACCAGGUUGUACGCACUCCUGAGAUCUAAUUUGGUGAAGAAGCGUGCCCCAUGCAUUGACUCGAUCACUGACGGAAUGAGGGGGAGAGGAUAACUAAAUCUGAUCGUCUCCUUGUUCAGUGGUCGAUAAUCAAUGCACGGGCGCAGACCGCCGUCUUUCUUCUUCACAAAGAAGAAACUCGAGGAGGCGGGUGAAGUGGAGGGACGUAUAUACCCCUGGCGCAGGGACUCUGUGACAUAUGUUUCCAUAGCCGCCGUUUCAGCCUGCGACAGGGGGUAUACAUGACUCCUGGGAGGUACAGCGUCUACCCGGAGGUUUAUUGCGCAAUCCCCCGCCCGAUGAGGUGGUAACUGGGUAGCCUGCGUUUUUGAAAACGCGUGUGCCAAAUCGAGGUAUUCGGGGAGAAUGUGCACGGUGGAUGUACUGUCUGGACUUUCCACCGUGGUUGCACCAAUGGAAACACCUAGACACCUACCCUGACACUCUCGCGACCACCCCGUGAGAACCCUCUGCGGCCAUGAGAAGGUGGGGUUGUGGAGUGCUAACCAAGGGAUACCUAAUAUCACAGGGAAAGCAGGGGACUCAAUAAUUUUAAAAAAUGAUCUUUUCAGUCUUCUGGGUAAUCAUGGUGACUGGUGCAGUAACUUCCUGAACAAACCCGGACCCUAAUGGUUGACUGUCAAGUGCUCUGAUGGGGAGUGGAAUGGAUAGGGGAACCAAUGAAAUGCCUAGAUGGCGUGAGAAUGCCCAUAAAGUUCCCAGCUGAGCCUGAAUCGACUAGCGUCUUACACUGGGGAACUACCAUGUGAUCGGGAAAGUAGAUAGGUAGGGUACAGUGCGCAGCAGAGGGCUCUGAACAAGUGUGGGUCUUCGAUACCUGGGGUGAUGCGAGAGUGCCCUGCCUGCCGCCUCCAGACCCAAAAGAGCGUUGACGACAACGUGUGGUGUACUGUCCCUUAGUGCCACCAGAGUGGCACUGUCGCUGUCGUCCUCCACUCUCUCGGACGGCGGCUCCACCCAGCUCCAUCAGCUCAGGCUCCAAGUCGGCCGGGGUGGGAACGGGCAGACCCCUUCCAGGACGUCCUCUGGCUGCCAGCAGGUUGUCCAAACGGAUGGCCAUGUCACCAGUUGCGUGAAGGACAACAUGGUGUCCCGGCAGGCUAGCUCCCGUCGGACGUCCUCCCGCAGAUGGCACCGGAAAUGGUCGAUCAGGGCCCGCUCGUUCCACCCGGACCCCGCUGCAAGAGUCCGAAUCUCCAACGCAAAGUCCUGCGCGGUCCUCGUCCCCUGCCUCAGGUGGACCAGCCACUCGCCCGCCUCUCGACCCUCGGGCGGGUGAUCAAAGACCGCCCGAAAGAGGCGAGUGAACUCCCCCUAGUUCUCCAACGCGGCUCCUCCUUCGUUCCAAACCGUAUUGGCCCACUCCAGGGCUUUCCCCGAGAGGCAGGAAACAAGGACUUACACCUUCUCCUGCUCCGAUGGGGCCGGCCUGAUGCUGGAGAAGUAGAGCUCCAGUUGGAGGAGGAAUCCUUUUCAGAGCGCCGCCAUCCCGUCAAACUCCCGUGGUCGGCAUAUCUGGAUCCCUCCGGGUGCUGGGGUAUGGGUGGCUGGAUCCGGUUGGCCAGCUGGUCUCGACAGAUUGGGUCCUUUCCUCUCCAGGUGUUGGACGACCUGAAGAACCCGAUCCAUCGCUUCCCCCAAGCUGGCCAGCAUCGUGGAAUGCUCCUGGACCCGUGCCACGACUCCAGGCAUGUGCUCCUCUCCCGCUGACUCUAUAGCGAGAGGUGGGUGAUUCUGUGAUGAGUGUGAUUAGAAGGAGAGGCACAGGAGGGUAAAUCACCGAAUACAGAGUUUAUUCCGUCGUAAAUAGUUGCGCUGGAUAGCGACCACAAAAUACAGGCACAUGGGAACAAUCUACCCUGGCAAUACAAGGUACGGGUAGCUCCAACAAAAUACAGGCACGGGGGAAAUAUCUACCCCGGCAAUACAAGGUAUGAGUAGCUCCACUGAGCUACACUCAACUCACAUAAAACAAUUACCCACAAGGACAAGGGGGCAGAGGGAACACUUAUACACGGACUAAUGAGGGGAUAUGAACCAGGUGUGUGUAAUUGACACAAGACAAGACAAAUGGAAUGAUGAUAUAUGGAGCGGCAGUGGCUAGUAAGCCGGUGACGACGAACGCCAAAGCCUGCCAGAACAAGGAGGGGAGGCAGCCUCGGCGGAAGUCGUGACAGUCAUCUAUGUACUUAAAUAGCGAAUGGAGGACGCUUUUCCCCGUGGUUUAUUUUCAUGCCAGCCAGGUAUGUUAUACUCCUUUUGUAAACAUAAGCAAUGUGCUUAAUAUUAGGAAAGUUGAGAAAUAAAUAUAGUAGGCCUAGCCUAUAGAAAGCUGAUGGGAUCCUCCUCUUUUUAAUAGCGGCCAUCACUCUGUUUUCUCCCGCAAUUGCAUAGCCUAUAGAAAUGUUGCGCAACAUCAGUUCAUGGGCUGUCAUGAAGUGUUUGAUUAGAUUUUUGAAUACAUUUACAGUGAGGGAAAAAAGUAUUUGAUCCCCUGCUGAUUUUGUACGUUUGCCCACUGACAAAGACAUGAUCAGUCUAUAAUUUUAAUGGUAGGUUUAUUUGAACAGUGAGAAACAGAAUAACAACAACAAAAAUCCAUAAAAACGCAUGUUAAAAAUGUUAUAAAUUGAUUAGCAUUUUAAUGAGGGAAAUAAGUAUUUGACCCCUCUGCAAAACAUGACUUAGUACUUGGUGGCAAAACCCUUGUUGGCAAUCACAGAGGUCAGACGUUUCUUGUAGUUGGCCACCAGGUUUGCACACAUCUCAGGAGGGAUUUUGCAGAUCUUCUCCAAGUCAUUAAGGUUUCGAGGCUGACGUUUGGCAACUCAAACCUUCAGCUCCCUCCACAGAUUUUCUAUGGGAUUAAGGUCUGGAGACUGGCCUGUCCACUCCAGGACCUUAAUGUGCUUCUUCUUGAGCCACUCCUUUGUUGCCUUGGCCGUGUGUUUUGGGUCAUUGUCAUGCUGGAAUACCCAUCCACGACCCAUUUUCAAUGCCCUGGCUGAGGGAAGGAGGUUAUCACCCAAGAUUUGACGGUACAUGGCCCCGUCCAUCGUCCCUUUGAUGCGGUGAAGUUGUCCUGUCCCCUUAGCAGAAAAACACCCCCAAAGCAUAAUGUUUCCACCUCCAUGUUUGAUGGUGGGGAUGGUGUUCUUGGGGUCAUAGGCAGCAUUCCUCCUCCUCCAAACACGGAGAGUUGAGUUGAUGCCAAAGAGCUCAAUUUUGGUCUCAUCUGACCACAACACUUUCACCCAGUUCUCCUCUGAAUCAUUCAGAUGUUCAUUGGCAAACUUAAGACGGCCCUGUAUAUGUGCUUUCUUGAGCAGGGGGACCUUGCGGGCGCUGCAGGAUUUCAGUCCUUCACGGCGUAGUGUGUUACCAAAUGUUUUCUUGGUGACUAUGGUCCCAGCUGCCUUGAGAUCCUCCCGUGUAGUUCUUGGCUGAUUCCUCACCGUUCUCAUGAUCAUUGCAACUCCACGAGGUGAGAUCUUGCAUGGAGCCCCAGGCCGAGGGAGAUUGACAGUUAUUUUGUGUUUCUUCCAUUUGCAAAUAAUCGCACCAACUGUUGUCACUUUCUCACCAAGCUGCUUGGCGAUGGUCUUGUAGCCCAUUCCAGCCUUGUGUAGGUCUACAAUCUUGUCCCUGACAUCUUUGGAGAGCUCUUUGGUGUUGGCCAUGGUGGAGAGUUUGGAAUCUGAUUGAUUGAUUGCUUCUGUGGACAGGUGUCUUUUAUACAGGUAACAAACUGAGAUUAGGAGCACUCCCUUUAAGAGUGUGCUCCUAAUCUCAGCUCGUUACCUGUAUAAAAGACACCUGGGAAACAGAAAUCUUUCUGAUUGAGUGGGGGUCAAAUACUUACUUCCCUCAUUAUAAUGCAAAUCAAUUUAUAACAUUUUUGACAUGCGUUUUUCUGGAUUUAUUUGUUGUUAUUCUGUCUCUCACUGUUCAAAUAAACCUACCAUUAAAAUUAUAGACUGAUCAUUCUUUGUCAGUGGGCAAACAUACAAAAUCAGCAGGGGAUCAAAUACUUGUUUCCCUCACUGUACAUUGAUGUCAGAGUGAUUAGAGUGACAAUAGAGUGCUGAGUACCAGGCAGUUAGCAAGUUUGGUAGGCUACUAAUGACCAGCAGCAUCAGAGCUUGGAGAAGCCCAAUUACCGUGACUAAACGGUGAUGUGGAAUUUGACUGCCUUCAUGACUCGUGACCGCCGGUGUGGCGGUAGAACGGUCACCGCAACAGCCCUAUCCAAGUCCUCUCAAUCACAGUUGACAACUCUACGCUGUCCCCUUCCCAGAGUGCAAAGAACUUUGGAGUGACCCUGGACAACACCCUGUCGUUCUCUGCAAACAUCAAAGCAGUGACUCGCUCAUGCAAGUUCAUGCUCUACAACAUCCAUAGAGUACGACCUUUCCUCACGCAGGAAGAGGCACUUGUCAUCUCCCGUCUGGACUACUGCAACUCUGUUGACUGGGCUCCCCGCUUGUGCCAUCAAACCCCUGGAACUUAUCCAGAACGCCUCAGCCCACUUGAUAUUCAACCUUCCCAAGUUCUGUCAUGUCACCCCUCUCCUCUGCACACUCCACUGGCUUCCAGUCAAAGCUUGCAUCCACUACAAGACCAUGGAACUGCCCCUCCGUACCUUCAGGCUAUUGUCAAACCCUACACCCAAACCCUGAGCACUCCGUUCUGCCACCUCUGGUCUCCUGGCCGUCCCACCACUACAGGGGGUCAGCUCCCUUUUAGCCCAGUCAAACGUCUUCACUGUCCUGGCACCCCAAUGGUGGAAGGGAGGGGCAGUUCCACCAUUGGGGUGCCAGGACAGAGAAGACGUUUGACUGGGGUCUGGAGACUCUGCCCAUCUUCUGAAAAUGUCUGAAACCCCACCUCUUCAAAGAGUAUCUUAAAUAAGACAUCUCUUAUCCCCCCCCCCCCCCCCCCCCCCCCAACUGAUGUUGGUCAUUUCAUGUUUUGAAAGCACUUAUAUUGAAACAGAGGCAGAGGUCAUUAGAGGAGUAUGUCUUAAAAGAGAACCAGCACAUUUUUGUUGCCCAAAAGUCACAUUUUGAAUCAAUGAUUUUGCAAAAGUUUUUAGUGAUGUCAUCUCGAAAAGAAUUUCACAAAGAACAACUCCAGGUUGAUUCAUCCCAGCAAAGCCAACCAUCUGACCAUCCUUACCAACCCUGUGUUGCAGGUCGAGUGUGGUAGCCAAUCAGCAGUCAGUGUCCCAGGAGGAGCUCUGCAGCGCCUCCGACAGGCAGGAGCCUUACACUGUGGCGGAGUCAGGCUCAGGUUCAGGGCCAGGGGUCGGAGUGUUUGAGAUGGCCAAGGAGACUAGGUACUGUGUGGUCUGCAGCGACUAUGCCUCCGGGUACCACUACGGAGUUUGGUCCUGCGAGGGCUGCAAAGCCUUCUUCAAAAGGAGCAUCCAAGGUAAGCCUCUCAUCCCUACUACUAUAUUCCACGUCACUUCCAAACAUUUAUCUCCUUCUAUUCACUGUAUCAGUGGUCCUGAGUGCAUCCUAACAUUUAAAAUGAAUAUCUAAGCCCUCUUAGCAAUAAGGGUGCCACAAAUAUAGCACAGAAUUCCCCAUUCAUCACUGUACUCUAUUAAAAGUUUGUAAAAGUGAUGAGCGUGUAACUCAUCUGACUGCCACCCAACGUUCCCUCUAAGCUGCGCGCUAGCAGUAGCCCCGCGAAGCUCCCCCAGCACUGCCGUGCAGAAAUAUCAGCCCACAGAGAGAAGCACGAGAUUGAACUUCACUCAACUUUCUAGAGCAGUGGUCACGUCGAUCUCCAAGGCAUUCCUAGCCAAACAUUUUAGUGAAAAAAACGAACGAUAAAGCCUUGUGUUCCUAUUUUUUCCUGUUGCCAGUAGGUGUACCCGAAUCAGCUGCCCUGUGCGCUGGGUAGGCGAACUGUUGCCAUUUUGAACCAUUUGAUGUAUCCGAAGGUACAAACUCUGCCAUCCUGGCAGGCCCAGAGAGCAAAUCAAGUGCACUAUAGGGCUACCACUUGCCAACCGGAUGGCUCAGAUUAUUGUGUCUGCAGUAACAUAACAGGCAUAACAGCAAAAUUGAUACUGUGAGAUUUCAAAACGUUUAAAACCAUGACUAGAGAGAGACUAUCAACAAAUACAGCAAAGAGCUGCUGUUUUUAUGAGUGAGUUCCAGUGGAGGCUGCUGAGGGGAGGACAGCUCAAAAUAAUGGCUGGACAGAGUUAAUGGAAUGGCAUCAAACACAUGGAAACUAUGUGUUUGAUGUAUUUGAUACCAUUCCAUGAAUUCCGCUCCAUCCAUUAAAAUAAGCCCGUCCUCCCCAAUUAAGGUGCCACCAACCUCCUGUGGUGAGUUUAUGUUUAAGUUCUUACUCAGCACUGUCAACACUUUGUAUUCAACACUUUUAAAAGCCAAAAAAUGCAUGUUCUUUCUAUAUCCACUCAGCGCUACAACAAGCACUGCAGCAAUAAUGAAUGAGUAGGAAAGUGUAUCUUUGGGCUUGCAUUGUUAUUAUUAGCGGCUUGGGUCUUUUUUUAAUAUCGAGGCAUAUAACAUUUUUCUCAUAGGAGUAACAACAUGAAUUUUUGCAAGAGGCAAAAAGAAUGUGGUGUGACUCGAGUUUCGCCAUCAGCUGGAAGACGGUGUCCCUUUUUGGUUAUUGUCAGUGGAGGAAAGGGACAUGCACUGCUCAGCCCGUACUCUACACAGACCAGUGCGGCAUAAACAAUCAGAGCUGCAGUAGGCCUUUAUGCAAAUAGACCAUUAACAUAUAUGGAUCUGUGCCAUUUACUUUGAACUGGAUUGUGUUUACAGCAUGAGCGGUCGUGAGUAGAUGUGCUUGUUUUGAGAUCAAAGCGAGAGCUGCUUGUAGCCACGUGUGCACAUUUAGUUCAUAUCCUUUGCUAGUUAGUGAGUUAUUAGCCCAGUUAUAGAUCAUUUGUAGUCAGCAAUAGGGGAGUGAUUGCUUCCUACAAGAGCACAAAACGUGUACAUUUCUAGACAUCUUUGAAAAGCGAGUCAGGUAAAGAGCUUUUUUUUUUGUCUUAAAGGGGCAGUGUUGUAUUUUGAGACAGGCUUGAAUAAGCUAAUUAGCCAAUAGGCAGAGGGUAGCAUAAUUUGUCUGAUUCUCUGUAAUAAUGGUAUGAGAAUAAUAAUGCAUUUUAUUUUGUAAAUUGGUUUCUUGCAUCAAAAAACACAACAGCAUUUUCAGUCACCUCCUUGUCUGAAGGACAAGUGGAUAAACAGGUUAAUGUCAAGCCCUGCAUGUUUUUUUCAAAAUUCUCAUGGAAUGUAGGCCUACAUAGAACAUCACACAUUGCCUGCUACUGUAGGCUGAAUGAUAGAACAGCUAUUUCCAUGUUAAAAUGUUAUGGGAUGCGUUUUCUCCAUUGUUUUUGCUGGUAGGCCACUCUGGUAGGCACACAUUAUGAUCAAAUAGCCACAGUAGCACACAUGGCCACUGUUAAAACUGUAUCUCAAAGGGGGUACAGCCUCAGUGUUUCACAGUAAACACGCUCUGGAAGUUGCACAGAAUUUUCACAAUUCUAUUUUAUGACUUUGUGGCUGUGCCAGCUAGUGACCACUCUGUAGAGCUGCCUCAAGAAUAAGAUUCAUGACCAAAAACGCCAACCUGCUCAUUUUCAGCUCUUAUUAUAAGCUGUUCAGAAGGUGAGGGCACAUUAGUAUUAUUGCGAAACCAACCUUGACGUUGGCUGUUAGUUGUUCCUGAUUCCCAGCCAGCUUCAGACCUCUUAGAGAGAAGACCAUCGAAGUGUAACUGUCAUUUACCAGGACCACUUUAGUGCUAUUGCUGAAGGUACACUGGGUGUAUAGAAGGAACUAAACAAAGAGAACAGAAAGACUGAAUUAAGGGAAAAGAUGUCAUAACAUUCCUUUCUUAUCUGAAUGAGAAUGAGGGUCUAUAGCUUUUUUUGCAAGUGUCUUGUGUAGGAGGUCUUAUGCCAUAGAUGUAGACAGUUUUCAUCAAUAUUGAAAUAGAAAACAUUGUAAAACCAUAUUCUAAUGUUCUUUCAAAGUUGAAUAGGCUGUCCUAGGUAGCGGAGUUCAUUUUACCUUGUAAGGCAGAGGAAUCUUAAAUUACAUUUCAGGAUGUUUCGAGAGGGUGGACAUCACACAACAAAAUACACAUAAUCAGAACAUCGUAGAUACUACAUUUGAAUUCCCUCUAUGCCAGAGAGAUAUGAAAAAACUGGUGUUCCUCUCUGUCAUAUAACAUCAACCUGUGUGCCAGUCCCAGUGACUGGAUCACAAUAAUGUUUUAUUCCAGGUCACAAUGACUACAUGUGCCCUGCGACCAAUCAGUGCACCAUCGACAGGAACCGUAGGAAGAGCUGCCAGGCAUGCCGCCUCAGAAAGUGUUACGAAGUGGGCAUGAUGAAAGGAGGUGAGUAAGGGAACACAAUGGUGCACACACACACACACACACACACACACACACACACACACACACACACACACACACACACACACAGCUUACAGUUUGGUUUGGCUUGCCUCAGUAGUGUGGAAAGGGUAGUAUCAGUUAAGACUGCUUGAUACUGAAAGGACAGGCGGUGUGUGGCUAAGCAUUGUGUGUGCAGAUAAAAUAGAGACUGAUUUUACCAUGGCCUUGAACCACUUUUCUCUGAUGGAGGUAGAGGGUUGAUUAGUAGUUUCUUCAUGCAGUCGCAAAAACCAUCAUGCGCUAUGAUGAAACUGGCUCUCAUGAGGACCGCCACAGGAAUGGAAGCCGCAGAGUUACCUCUGCUGCAGAGGAUACGUUCAUUAGAGUCAACUGCACCUCAGAUUGCAGCCCAAAUAAACGUUUCACAAAGUUCAAGUAACAAACACAUCUCAACAUCAACUAUUCAGAGGAGACAGCGUGAAUCAGGCCUUCAGGGUCGAAAUGCUGCAAAGAAACCACUACUAAAGGACACCAAUAAUAAGAAGAGACUUGCUUGGGCCGAGAAACACGAGCUAUGGACAUUAUACCGGUGGAAAUAUGUCCUUUGGUCUGAUCCAACCGCUGUGUCUUUGUGAGACGCAGAGUAGGUGAACGGAUGAUCUACGCAUGUGUGGUUCCCACCGUGAAGCAUGGAAGAGGAGGUGUGAUGGUGUGGGGGUGCUUUGCUGGUGACACUGUCAGUGAUUUAUUUAGAAUUCAAGGCACACUUAACCAGCAUGGCUGCCACAGCAUUCUGCAGCGUAUCACAUCUGGUUUGCGCUCAGUGGGACUAUAAUUUGUUAUUCAUCAGGACAAUGACCCAACACAACUCCAGGCUAUGUAAGGGCUAUUUGACCAAGGAGAGUGAUGGAGUGUUUAUCAGAUGACCUGGCCUUCACAAUCAACCGACCUCAACCCAAUUGAGAUGGUUUGGGAUGAGUUGGACCGCAGAGUGAAGGAAAAGCAGCCAACAAGUGCUCAGCAAAUGUGGGAACUCCUUCAAGACUGUUGGAAAAGCAUUCCUCAUGAAGCUGGUUGAGAAAAUGCUAAGAGUGUGCAAAGCUGUCAUCAAGGCAAAGGGUGGCUACUUUGAAGAAUCUAAAAUAUAUUUUGAUUUGUUUUACACUUUUUUGGUUACUACAUGAUUCCAUAUGUGUGAUUUCAUAGUUUUGAUGUAUUCACUAUUAUUCUACAAUGUAGAAAAUAUAAAAAAUAAAGAAAAACCCUUGAAUGAGUAGGUGUGUCAAAACUUUUGACUGGUACUGUAUGUGUGUGUGUGCAUGCGUGUGUGGUCUUUACUAACUCUACUCUAAACCCCAGGCUUGCGGAAGGACCGCGGUGGGCGGGUUCUCCGGAGGGAUAAGCGGCGUUGUGACCCUGCUGGUGACAACAGUGUCCUGGAGCACAGCACAGCGCCCCCUCAGGAUAGUAGCAGGAACAGCAGCAGCAGCCUCGGUGGUGGAGGAGGAGGAGGAGGGGGCGGGCCCAGGAUCACCAUGCCUCCUGAACAGGUCUGAAAAUGUCAUUGGCUUCCUCCAUUUCAUAUAUCUCCAAUGUAGCCACUUUCACAAAGCAACAGUCCUAAACAAGUCAGUUAAUAUAAAUUAACACGUAAGUGGAAACACAAAGUAACACACAAAGUACCAGGAUCAUUAUCUUACUCGCAGGCAAUCAUAACCACGGGUAAAAUUGGCAGUGAAUGCGUGGUGCCAUACUUCCUGCUCUCCUCCCCCAGGUGCUGUUCCUGCUGCAGGGUGCGGAGCCUCCAGCCCUGUGUUCUAGUCAGAAGUUGGCCCGCCCCUACACAGAGAUCACCAUGAUGACCCUGCUCACCAGCAUGGCUGACAAGGAGCUGGUGCACAUGAUCGCCUGGGCUAAGAAAGUACCAGGCAAGAACCUAACACGGCACAGAAAUUAUACUGUAUACGAUGUCGUAAUGUAACAUUGUCAUUACACCAUCUAGAUGUUACUAGGCAGAGAAGUAAAAUCACUCCAACAAGGCUUCAAUAGUACUAAUUUUCUCUCUCACACACACACAGACAGACACACACACAAAAUACACACACACACAGAGUAGACCCUUACGCACUCCAAGACUACAGCCUUCACACGGCUGCUUACGCAACCACUCUCCUCCUAUGGUGGCAGGCCUUGGUAGUGACAGUGACCGGGUGCUGAGGUUGUACACACGCACACACACACUGGGACAUUACAGGCAUUAUGUUGAUGAUUACAGUCACCACCUCAGAAAGGGUUAUUUGGGCAAAUCCACUGCCACCCCAUGGAACCUAACCGUAGUACAAAUACACACACACACACACACACACACACACACCUCCCCCCGACACUGUCCCAGUGUGCGUCACUAUGAGCACGAAAGCACACAGUUUUAGGAGUCUUUAGCCGGGUACAGAGAGGAAAAAUGGAAGGGAAUGGGAUGUAAUUGGAUAUGAAUUAGGACAGCUGAGUUGUGCUGAUAAGGACCCACUCCAGCAAAGGGAUUGCAGAUUGGCCAAUUCACAAUGGCUGUUGUGUGGCAAGGUUGUAAGAAGUUUGAAGCAUAGCAUUUAUCUUUACCUAAGAAUUCAGAUCAAAGAAAAACGUUAUGCUGGAAAGAUACAACUAUCACAUGAUAACAUACAUAUUGAAAUGUUUCAACCAGAAGCUUCAACCAGUGGUCCAGUCAAUCACAGAUUAAAGGAAAUUAUCACUUUCAUUACUUUGCAAUUGCAGUGUGUGCGGGAGCUUCUUUCCUUUGAAUGACAAUUUUACUAUUACUAUUAAUAUGUGAUGUGGCCAUCUUAAAGUGGUUGAAUGGACUAGUGGUUAAUGUAUGGUCGAUAGUGGGUUUAUAUAUGGUUUGACCACAGUGUGACCGUGUCUUUGGUACUGGUAGGUUUCCAGGAGCUGUCUCUCCAUGACCAGGUGCAGUUGCUUGAGAGUUCCUGGCUGGAGGUGCUGAUGAUCGGACUCAUUUGGAGGUCCAUCCACUGCCCUGGGAAACUAAUCUUCGCCCAGGACCUCAUACUGGACAGGUGGGUACAUACACACAUAAAAUAUAUUGUAUGAGACAAAAAUCAACAUUGUAGAUGUCCACUUUGCAUCUUGUCUGUGUACCUCUACUAAAGGCCAUGUCACAAUGAGUCUAAUUAUGAUGUUCCCCAUGGAGAAAGAAACACACUGUCUCACCUGCACAAGUCACCGUCAUUACACAUUAACGUUGGCAGAGAGGAGUGAAAUGUAAUCAAAAUGGUGACUCUUGGGAAAGAUGGAAAAAGCAUGCGAGACAGCAUGAGAGGAAGGGGGGAAAGAGAGGGCGUAUUUUGCACGCACAGCCUGUUCCUUCCAUUUCCACCCACCAUGUUCAAAGUAAACAAGUUGCACAGAGCUGCAGACCCUUCCUAAGGCGAAAGAGGGAGAGGAUUAAAUGAAAGAAGGAGAGAGGAAGAUGGGCUGUUACUCUCUCUCUCUUUGAUGUCUGUGAUGUUCCCAUUUGAUCUGAGUUGUUUUCUAGAGCAUUACUUCUGAAACCAGGUCUAUAGCUACUAGACACUUUGACAUGAGGAGUAAAAUGGUGCAGGAGAGGUGGGAAGGCUGUUGGAGUUAGGGGGCAACUAUCAAACUUAUUCUAAAUGGCUGCUCUUCAGAAAUACUGUAUGAUUAUUGCUCUUCCCCUGACCACCAUCUCUGGUCCAGUGCUGCAGUCACUCAGAGUUUCACUGUACUUUACUUAUGUCUCAUUCUGAGCCAUAUGGAAAAUAAUCAUUAAAAACAUAUAAGGAUGUUGAAUGGCAGAAGAAGAUUAUUUGUACAAAAAUCUAAUUUGUAGCCUAUCUGGUAAGAUUUUGUAUGUUUUACCUUAUAUGUCAGUAGUGUAUUUGUAUAUGUGUUAACUUACACUGAGUAUACAAAACAUUAAGAACACCUGCUCUUUCCAUGAUAGACUGACCAGGUGAAAGCUAUGAUCCCUUAUUGAUUUCACUUGUUAAAUCCACUUCAAACAGUGUAGAUGAUUGGUAGUUACAGUCUUGUCCCAUUGCUGCAACUCCGGUAUGGACUCGGGAGAGGCCAAGGUCGAGAGCCAUGCGUCCUCCAAAACACAACCCUGCCAAGCCGCACUGCUUCUUGACACACUGUUCGCUUAACCCGGAAGCCAGCCGCACAAAUGUGUCAGAGGAAACACUGUACAACUGGCGACCGUGUCAGAGUGCAUGCGCCCUGCCACAGGAGUCGCUAGAGCGCGAUGGGACUAGGACAUCCCGGCCAGCCAAACCAUCUCCUAACCCACACGACGAUGGGCCAAUUGUGCGCCGCCUCAUGGGUCUCCCGGUUGCAGCUGCCUGCGACACAGCAGAUCAAACCCGGGUCUGUAGUGAUGCCUCAAGCACUGCGAUACAGUGACUUAGACCGCUGCGCCACUCGGGAGGCCAAAAUAAGGAUUUUAAGCCUCGAGACAGUUGAGACAUGGAUUGUGUAUGUGUGCCAUUGAAGACAAAACAUUUAAGUGCUUUUAAACAGGGCGCACUGGUUUUUGUCAAGAACUGCAACACUGCUGGGUUUUUCACGCUCAACAGUUUCCUGUGUGUUUCAAGAAUUGUCCACCACCAAAAGGACAUCUAGCCAACUUGACACAACUGUGGGAAGCAUUGGAACGCUUUCAACAACUUGUAGAGUCCAUGCCCCGAUGAAUUGAGGCUGUUCUGAGUGGGGACGAGGAAACUCAAUAUUAGGAAGGUGAUCCUAAUGUUUGGUAUACUCUGUGUACAGUCGUGGUCAAAAGUUUUGAGAAUGACACUAGUAUUGGUCUUCACAAAGUUUGCUGCUUCAGUGUUUUUAGAUAUUUUUGUCAGAUGUUACUAUGGUAUACUGAAGUAUAAUUACAAGCAUUCCAUAAGUGUCAAAGGCUUUUAUUGACAAUUACAUUAAGUUUAUGCAAAGAGUCAAUAUUUGCAGUGUUGACCCUUCUUUUUCAAGACCUCUGCAAUUCACCCUGGCAUGCUGUCAAUUAAGUUCUGGGCCACAUCCUGACUGAUAGCAGCCCAUUCUUGCAUAAUCAAUGCUUGGAGUUUCUCCGAAUUUGUGGGUUUUUGUUUGUCCACCUGCCUCUUGAGGAUUGACCACAAAUUCUCAAUGGGAUUAAGGUCUGGGGAGUUUCCUGGCCAUUGACCCAAAAUUUGUUUUGUUCCCCGAGCCACUUAGUUAUCACUUUUGCAUUAUGGCAAGGUGCUCCAUCAUGGUGGAAAAGGCAUUGUUCGUCACCAAACUGUUCUUGGAUGGUUGGGAGAAGUUGCUCUUGGAGGAUGUGUUGGUUUGGUACCCUUCUUUAUUCAUGGCUGUGUUCUUAGGCAAAAUUGUGAGUGAGCCCACUCCCUUGGCUUAGAAGCAACCCCACACAUGAAUGGUCAAAGGAUGCUUUACUGUUGGCAUGACACAGGACUGAUGGUAGCGCUCACCUUGUCUUCUCCGGACAAGCUUUUUUCCGGAUGCCCCAAACAAUCGGAAAGGGGAUUCAUCAGAGAAAAUGACUUUACCCCAGUCCUCAGCAGUCCAAUCCCUGUACCUUUUGCAGAAUAUCAGUCUGUCCCUGAUGUUUUUCCUGGAGAGAAGUGGCUUCCUCGCUGCCCUUCUUGACACCAUGCCAUCCUCCAAAAGUCUUCGCCUCACUGUGCAUGCAGAUGCACUCACACCUGCCUGCUGCCAUUCCUGAGCAAGCUCUGCACUGGUGGUGCCCCGAUCCCGCAGCUGAAUCAACUUUAGGAGAUGGUCCUGGCGCUUGCUGGACUUUCUUGGGCGCCCUGACGCCUUCUUCACAACAAUUGAACCUCUCUCCUUGAAGUGCUUGAUGAUCCGAUAAAUGGUUGAUUUAGGUGCAAUCUUACUAGCAGUAAUAUCCAUGCCUGUGAAGCCCUUUUUGUGCAAAGCAAUGAUGACGGCACAUGUUUCCUUGCAGGUAACCAUGGUUAACAGAGGAAGAACAAUGAUUUCAAGCACCACCUUCCUUUUAAAGCUUCCAGUCUGUUAUUCUAACUCAAUCAGCAUGACAGAGUGAUCUCCAGCCUUGUCCUCGUCAACAAUCUCACCUGUGCUAACGAGAGAAUCACUGACAUGAUGUCAGCUGGUCCUUUUGUGGCAGGGCUGAAAUGCAGUGGAAAUGUUUUUUGGGGAUUAAGUUCAUUUUCAUGGCAAAGAGGGACUUUGCAAUUAAUUGCAAUUCAUCUGAUCACUCUUCAUAACAUUCUGGAGUAUAUGCAAAUUGGCAUCAUAAAACCUGAGGCGGCAGACUUUGUGAAAAUUCAUAUUUAUGUCAUUCUCAAAACUUUUGACCACGACUGUAUAUGCCUUAUAUGACAUACACAAUUCGCUACAUGAUUUUCAGCUUCCAGGAAUUGUGUACAGAUCCUUGUGACUUGGGGCCUUGCAUUAUCAUGCUGAAACAUGAGGUGAUGGCGGCGGAUGAAUGGCACAACAAUGGGCCUCAGGACCUCGUCACGGUAUCUCUGUGUAUUGAAAUUGCCAUCGGUAAAAUUAAAUUGUGUUCGUUGUCUGUAGCUUAUGCUUACCCAUACCAUAACCCCACCAUGGGGCACUUUGUUCACAACGUUGACAUCAGCAAACCGCUCGCCCACACGACCACAUACACGUGGUCUGCCAAAUUUUCUAAAACAACGUUGGAGGCAGCUUAUGACGGCUCAAUUCUCUGGCAACAGCUCUGGUGGACAUUCCUGCAGUCAGAAUGCCAAUUGCACGGUCCCUCAAAACUUGAGACAUCUGUGGUAUUGUGUUGUGUGAGAAAACUGCACAUUUUAGAGUGGCCUUUUAUUGUCCCUAGCACAAGGUGCACCUGUGUAUUGAUCAUGCUGUUUAAUCAGCUUCUUAAUAUGCCACACCUGUCAGGUGGAUGGAUUAUCUUGGCAAAAGUGAAAUGCUCACUAACAGGGAUGUAAACAAAUUUGUGCACAUCAUUUGAGAGAAAUAAGCUUUUUGUGCGUAUGGAACAUUUCUGGGAUCUUUUAUUUCAGCUCAUGAAUCAUGGGACCAACACUUUACAUGUUGCGUUUAUAUUUUUGUUCAGUGCAUAAGAAAAGUGUAUGUUCUGACAAUGUAACUUCUACAAAAUAAAUGCUUUUCUUAUAGGUUUCACAUUGUUUUUAUAAGUCAACAUAUAAAAAAAACAUGACAAUUACUAUAUUUGUAUAUACAUUUUCAGGUAUGAGUUUCCAUUGUUAAGGCAUCUCCUACUGGACAGUUGAUUUAUCUACAGCUAUGCCUUUGGUCUCCCAUCCAGGGUUUUAACCAAGCCCUGCUUAGCUUUGAUAUUUGUCACUUACUUUUAGCAAUGUGCUAUCGUGAGAUUAAUUGUUGAGGGAUCUCCACAUAAUAAUGAAAUAGAUUCACUGCUGCUAUCGAAGUCAUUCCUCUCCUCCCCCUCCUACUUCGCAUCCCCCUCUUUUCCCCCUUCUCUCCACCUCCUCUCCUCCCCAUCUUUCUCCCCCUCCUCCUCUCCUCCCCCUCUUCUCCCCCUCUUCUUCCUCCUCCUCCUCCUCCUCUCCUUCUGCUUUCCUCUUUCCUCCUGCUCCUCCUCGUGGCAGACUUAGCUGCUUUCUUCAAUAAGUGUGACGUUGCGUGCAUCUCUGACAUCAGACAGUGCUAUGCAAGUGCUUUGAAAUGUGUAUGUCCCAUGUAUGUGAGACCUUAGCAGGCUUAGCUUACAUGUCUCUUGUAUGUUUUUAUACAAUACAUGCAGCAUUUAUGUUAUGUCUACAUGUUACCCACCCAUAUAAGUCAGAUAUUACAAGAAUCUAAUAUGAAUCUUGUAUGUGUAUUUGCUGCCAUAUGUAUUACAUACAAGUUCCAGGUAAAACAUACAGGAAUCUUGUUAAAUUCUUCUCUAUCUUUUCCAUAUGGGGAUCUUUGACCUCCAGGAGUGAAGGGGACUGUGUGGAGGGCAUGGCUGAGAUCUUUGACAUGCUCCUGGCCACUGUGUCUCGCUUCCGCAUGCUCAAACUAAAGCCUGAGGAGUUUGUGUGUCUCAAAGCCAUCAUCUUGCUUAACUCUGGUGAGUGUGUUUGUGUGUUAUUAUAAGCUGUUAAAGAUGCUUUGCUUAGUAUGUUUUGUGGUUGUGAGUGUGACAUGAGUUCAAUCCUGGGUUAGCCUUGGCUGGGAUUGAGAAUCUUACAAGUGUGUGUGAUACAAAAACAUCUCCAUUAAGAUUUUGUUGUCCACUCACAAAUAUGUUUUUUCUGUUUGGGGCAGAUUCCGACCCGAGUUAAGUGUGCAUAAAUGGAACAAAAUUCCCAUUUCAUGCACAUUUCUCUCUUCGCGUAUUCUGACCUUGAAUUUAAGCAUGAGAAUAGCAUGCCAUUCACCCGCUGUUCGUUUUGGGUGGAGAUGAAAGAAAUGAGGUUGUGUUGGUGUGUAUAGAUAUGCUGUAUUCUGACCUUGACUUAAUUCCCUCAUAAUUCCACCAACUUUACUGGUGACGAAACAAUGAAUAAGGUCGAGUAACCUGUCGGUUCCAAGUGGAACAACAUCUACUUUCCUUUUUCCUAUAGAAAUAACACCAUUCUACAUGCACUGUACAAAUUGAGAAGAGCUAUUGAUAAGAGCUAGGUAAAUGAGUAAGUUUGGAUAAGGGGAUUGUAAAUAUAAAUGUUAUUUUUAGAUCUAUUUUACUGUACGGUCACUGGAGACAAAUGUGAAGCCAGUCAUGUGGCAGCAAACUGAAGCAUAUCAACAUAUCACCUUUAAAAAAUUUUACAGUGACGUUUAUGAAAUGCUGGCCUUGCAGGAUGACAUUUGGAGACCCAACCUAUAGGCUUCUGUAGCCAUGCGCAAAUGACAGUAUAACGCCAAACCUACCGAGUUGAUAUGUGAUUUCACUCAAUUUUUUACAAUUUGUAUCUUGUUAAAUAUUAGCCACUAUCGCUAGCAACCUUCAGUUAUACCCACAUAGGCCUUCAUUUAUAACUGUCACUUUAGUGUUAGUUUCCUUACAUUUUGCAUCAUUCCAUUCCAUAGUUUACCUUUCCUUCCUCUGUCACAUUCAUGUGGUUGUUCCUGAGGAUCGCUAGCAAUAGUGGAUCAUAUUUAUUUUAUUUUUAUUUUUUAUUUAACCUUUAUUUAACCAGGUAAACCAGUUGAGAACCAGUUCUCAUUUACAACUGCGACCUGGCCAAGAUAAAGCAAAGCAGUGCGAUAAAAACAACAACACAGAGUUACAUAUGGGGUAAAACAAAACAUAAAGUAAAGAAUACAACAGAAACUAUAUAUACAGUGUGUGCAAAUGUAGCAAGUUAUGGAGGUAAGGCAAUAAAUAGGCCAUAGUGCAAAAUAAUUACAAUUAGUAUUAACACUGGAAUGAUAGAUGUGCAAAAGAUGAUUUGCAAAUAGAGAUAUUGGGUGCAAAUGAGCAAAAUAAAUAACAAUAUGGCGAUGAGGUAGUUGGGUGGGCUAAUUUCAGAUGGGCUGUGUACAGGUGCAGUGAUCGGUAAGGUGCUCUGACAACUGAUGCUUAAAGUUAGUGAGGGAGAUAAGAGUCUCCAGCUUCAGAGAUUUUUGCAGUUCGUUCCAGUCAUUGGCAGCAGAGAACUGGAAGGAAUGGCGGCCAAAGGAGGUGUUGGCUUUGGGGAUGACCAGUGAGAUAUACCUGCUGGAGCGCAUACUACGGGUGGGUGUUGCUAUGUUGACCAAUGAGCUAAGAUAAGACAGGGAUUUGCCUAGCAGUGAAUUAUAGAUGGCCUGGAGCCAGUGGGUUUGGCGACGAAUAUGUAGUGAGGACCAGCCAACAAGAGCGUACAGGUCACAGUGGUGGGUAGUAUAUGGGGCUUUGGUGACAAAAUGGAUGGGACUGUGAUAGACUACAUUCAAUUUGCUGAGUAGAGUGUUGGAGGCUAUUUUGUAAAUGACAUCGCCGAAGUCAAGUAUCGGUAGAAUAGUCCGUUUUACGAGGGCAUGUUUGGCUUUGUUGAGAAAUAGGAAGCCGAUUCUAGAUUUAACUUUGGAUUGGAGAUGCUUAAUGUGAGUCUAGAAGGAGAGUUUACAGUCUAACCAGACACCUAGGUAUUUAUAGUUGUCCACAUACUCUAGGUCAGUCCCGUCGAGAGUAGUGAUUCUAGUCGGGUGGGCGGGUGCCAGCAGCGUUCGAUUGAAGAGCAUGGAUUUAGUUUUACUAGUGUUUAAGAGCAGUUUGAGGCUACGGAAGGAGUGUUGUAUGGCAUUGAAGCUCGUUUGGAGGUUUGUUGACACAGUGUCCAAUGAAGGGCCAGAUGUAUACAAAAUGGUGUCGUCUGCGUAGAGGUGGAUCUCAGAGUCACCAGCAGCAAGAGCGACAUCAUUGAUAUACACGAAGAAAAUAGUCGGCCCAAGAAUUGAACCCUGUGGCACCCCUAUAGAGACUGCCAUAGGUCCAGACAACAGGCCCUCCGAUUUGAUACAUUGAACUCUAUCUGAUAAGUAGUUGGUGAACCAGGCGAGGCAGUCAUUUGAGAAACCAAGGCUAUUUAGUCUGCCAAUAAGAAUGCGGUGGUUGACAGAGUCGAAAGCCUUGGCCAGGUCGAUGAAGACGGCUGCACAGUACUGUCUAUUAUCGAUCGCGGUUAUAUUAUUGUUUAGGACCUUGAGUGUGGCUGAUGUGCACCCAUGACCAGCUCGGAAACCGGAUUGCAUAGCGGAGAAUGUACGGUGUGAUUCUAAAUGGUCGGUGAUCUGUUUGUUAACUUGGCUUUCAAAAACUUUCGAAAGGCAGGGCAGGAUGGAUAUAGGUCUGUAACAGUUUGGAUCUAGAGUGUCACCCCCUUUGAAGAGGGGGAUGACCGCGGCAGCUUUCCAAUCUCUGGUGAUCUCAGACGUUACGAAAGAGAGGUUGAACAGGCUAGUAAUAGGGGUUGCGACAAUUUCGGCGGCUCAUUUUAGAAAGUAAGGGUCCAGAUUGUCUAGCCCAGAUGAUUUGUAGGGGUCCAGAUUUUGCAGCUCUUUCAGAACAUCAGCUGUCUGAAUUUGUGUGAAGGAGAAGCGGGGGGUCAUGGGCAAGUUGCAGCGGAGGGUGCAGAGCUGGUGGCCGGGGUAGUGGUAGCCAGGUGGAAAGCAUGGCCAGCCGUAGCAAAAUGCUUGUUGAAAUUCUCGAUUAUUGUAGAUUUAUCGGUGGUGAUAGUGUUUCCUAGCCUCAGUGCAGUGGGCAGCUGGGAGGAGGUGCUCUUAUUCUCCAUGGACUUUACAGUGUCCCAAAACGUUUUGGAGUUAGUGCUACAGGAUGCAAAUUUCUGUUUGAAAAAGCUAGCCUUUGCUUUCCUAACUGCUUGUGUUUAUUGGUUCCUAACUUCCCUGUAGAGUUGCAUAUCGCGGGGGCUAUUCAAUGUUAAUGCAGUACGCCACAGGAUGUUUUUGUGCUGGUCAAGGGCAGUCAACUCUGAGGAGAACCAGGGGCUAUAUCUGUUCUUAAGCUAACAUAUUAUAAUUUGUGCAUUAAUUUGGGACAUGUAGCCUAUUUGAAUCAUUAUGGAACGCAGACCAUAGGUAGCAGUUUAAACCUGGAGCCUGGCACACGGCGACUAGAAUGUUGUUAUCACAGUUCCAUGAUUAGUGCAGAUUAUUAGGGUAGAUUUAUAGGACUACUGUUCAACCCCUAUUGUACACUUUUGUCAUCUUCCAAUAUUUAAUGGCUUGAACAAUUGAAUAUGGAAACUUUCAGGAUGAAUCAUGCCACUAUAAUUUUGAUUCACCAAUAUAUUUUGUGCGUAAAGGCUCUUCAAACCAUUUUUUGAUUCAUUAUUCAUAAAUACUUUCAUAACCCUAAAUUAUAUACAAGGUCAGAGUAUUUUUAAAUCCACCAAUUGGUGCUGAAAAGGAGAUGAAUAUGUGUGUAUUUAUGCCUACAUGGCUUUCUUUCAUUGAUCCCUAAUAUUCUGAACCGUUCUCUCCAUAUAUUCUGAGUCUGUCGAGAAAAUUCUAAUUAAAAGGUACACCAAAUUUAAAGGGAUGGCUUUAGAUAAAUGUACUGAAAACCAUGUUGAAUGAAAACUAAACUAUAACGUCUGUUGGCCAGCAAGUGGGAGGGUUUUCAGUAGGUGAAUUACAUUUAUUCAGCACGCGCAAGGGAACCACGCCUGCAAAGCCCGUUUAAAUGUAAGUCUGAAUAGCAACUACUGAUAAGUGCGUAGGAAUGGCGUGAGUUAGAAAGAAGUAGUUUCCUAAGUCUGAAUCGGCCACUUUAUGAACAUAGAGUAGUAACUAAUGCAUUCUGUUGCCCAUUAGUAAAUGUUGAAGGGUGAACUCUGUUUUUAUGCCACUCAAGAGCGUUAGGUGUGAACAGAAUGAUCCCAAGUCCUUCUUUCUCAAUGUACCCCAUAAUUGUUACCAUGACAACUGGGCCUGCUGUUCUAUGUGUGUUGACUGAGCGAAACUCCUAUGUUUGUUUUGAUACUGACUAAUCUGUAAGAGACAUAAAUACCUGAGCAAUGGGUGCUGUUGCACGUUUCUGUGUAUGGCUUCCUGAUGUUCUUACUGAUUGCUGAGUUAGCAGUUGCUGCAUUGAGAACAUCAGGCUCUUCCCCUUUCCCUGUCUGUCUCUUUUUUUCUUUACUAAAACCCUUACAAAAUCAAUUUUAGGUACAAUAACCACUUCUCUGUCUCUCUCCUCAUCCCCUCUAGGUGCCUUCUCCUUCUGUUCUUACUCUGUGGAGUCCCUCCACAACAGCCAGGCGGUGCAAAGCAUGCUGGACAACAUCACUGACGCCCUCAUCCACCACAUCAGCCAAUCAGGAGCCUCGGUGCAGCAGCAGUCCAGACGGCAGGCCCAGCUCCUGCUCCUGCUCUCACACAUCAGACAUAUGAGGUGAGGAGGGCACUCUACGUAGGGGAGGAGCACAAAGGAGGGGGGAAGAGGAUAAGGGGAAUGUGGUUAGGAGACUGCUGUUUUUCUCACACGUCAGACACAUUAUAUGAGGAGUUCAAACUACACACGAGGGGGCACACACUCCUGAUGGUGUAAAUUCAGAUUCUGAAAGUGAAGAAGCAGGUUAGACCUAGGCAAAGGGAAUGUUCAUAUUAUCUGCCAGUUAUAUACAGUAUGAUCAUCACUUAUUUGGUUAUACCCAUAGAUUAUAUUUCUGUGGUUAUUAAUAUCCCCUCUCACUCCUCCUCUUCUCUCCUCUCUGUAGCAACAAAGGCAUGCAGCACCUGUACAGCAUGAAGUGUAAGAACAAAGUGCCUCUGUACGACCUGCUCCUGGAGAUGCUGGAUGCUCACCGGAUCCACUCCCCAGGCAAGGUGGCCCAAGCCUGGGGACAGGCCAAGGGGGAGCCCCUCUCUACCACCACUACCACCUCCAACGACUCCAGCAUAGGACCCAAGCGAGGCAACCAGGAUACCCAGCUCAGAAGCGUCAGUCCUGGGGUACUCCAGUAUGGCACUCCCCCCUCUGACAGGAGCCCCAUUCCA
Messenger RNA from Coregonus sp. 'balchen', 26468 nucleotides. Lineage: Eukaryota; Metazoa; Chordata; Actinopteri; Salmoniformes; Salmonidae. The record is from the annotation of a GenBank genome assembly.